AUGCGGGCAUCUCUUCCGUUUUGGGCAAUCUCCGCAUCACGCAGAGCCCUAGGGACCAGGACGAUCGUAUCGACUUUCGGGCAUGUGCGACCAGAAUCUCCAUCUCCAGCGGGGAAAUAUUACUUUUGCGAGAUAUUUAAACAUAACCCUCGCUUCGGCAUUGUCCUCUCUGUAUUCCGAAAUAAUUCUCAAACUCCUCUGUCCUCCAACCUCCCAGCACACCUACCGGGUUCCCUAUACCACGAGAUGGACCAAUUUGCACUCAAAGGCAAAACCGCCGUGAUUACCGGCGGAGCACGCGGCCUCGGAUUCGCCUUUGCCGAAGCCCUCGCCGAAGCCGGUGCCAGCAUCGCCAUUCUCGACAUUGGCACCCCAAAGCCGGGCUCAUUGGAGGAACUUGCCGAGCGCUGCGGUGUCCAAAUCAAGUCAUUCGUGGUGGAUGUUUCCUCUCGGGAGCAAGUAAACGAGGUUAUCGAGACUAUCGAACGCGAGUUCGGGAGCGUUGAUGUCAACGUGAAUGCCGCCGGGGUCGUAACCGACGAGUCCUUCCUCACCACCUCCGACCAAAACCUCAGCCGCACAUUCAACUUUAUCGGCUCUUUCCUCGUCGCCCAAGCCUGCGCAAACGCCAUGGUCCGCAACGACGUGGCUCCGAUCGGAUCCAUCAUCUUCAUUUCCUCCGUCUCCGUGCACGUCAGUACCGUUGUGCAGCAAACGAGCUGCUACAUCGCAUCGAAAUCCGCGGUACGUGGCCUCGUCAAGCCCCUGGCUCUCGAGCUAGCGCAGUACGGAAUUAGAGUCAAUACGCUCUCGCCCGGGUCCACCCGCACGGACAUGUUCAAGCAGGUGGAGGAGGCUUUCCCGGACCUGGUGAAGCAGUUUAACCAGGAGUCGAUGUUUGGGAGAGUGGCGGAGCCGAGGGAGUUGAAGCCGGCGAUUCUGUUCCUGGCGACGAGUAGUUGGACGACGGGGCAGGAUUUGGUGGUUGAUGGGGGGAUGAGUUCGUUUAAGCAUCGGGCGAAUUAUUAG
Aspergillus sclerotioniger CBS 115572 is the source of this 1029-nucleotide messenger RNA. RefSeq names its product SDR family NAD(P)-dependent oxidoreductase. The coding region runs from base 1 to 1029 and encodes 342 amino acids. NCBI's taxonomy places the organism in Eukaryota, Fungi, Ascomycota, Eurotiomycetes, Eurotiales, Aspergillaceae. The record is from RefSeq and is a predicted model, not a curated record. The transcript is spliced from 5 exons. Gene Ontology annotation, molecular function: oxidoreductase activity, acting on the CH-OH group of donors, NAD or NADP as acceptor.